AAACCCUUCUUCACAAAUUACAAUACUGCCACUGUCUUUCUUCUAAAAUUCAACAGAAAAGCUGACGUGGAACGCCGCCAUAACAGAAUGAAACUGAAAUUCACUUUUCCCUCCAAAAACCGCCACCGAACCUCCACUUCCGCCUCCGUCACCUCUCCACCACCGCCGCCGCCACCUCCACCGCUAGAAUCUUCCCUUCGCAACCCUUUCGAACCGGAUAUAAACCCGCCACCGCGCAACUACUUGGAAGAAAUAGUCAACAAACGAAGACGCAUCGAAGAAAACCAAGACGAAUCACUCCUCCAUGGCUUCGAACUUCAACAACACGUCGCAACGAUUCUUCAAUCCAACGAUCUUUCAUCGCUUCAAGAAGUAAUCGACGAGUACGCGAAUUCCAAGGACGAAUCAUUAUUCACAAUUUUCAAAUCAUUCGCACAUCAUUACCCUAACGCAUUCGCUUUGAAACUUGCAAAGCUUCUAGAAUUUCAACCUCCGAUUCAAACGAGAAUCGAAACCGUUAAUCAUCUUCUUCAAGUUCUUCCCGAAGGAAUUAACGGUCCUUUCAAUUCUAUUAUCUUACUCGAACUGAAGAAUCCUCUUCUUCAUUCGCUUAAGGCGGAAUCUGAAGAGAUUCUGUUUCUUUCGCUAUGCGAAGCGAUUGGUUUACUUGCUGAUAGGUUUUACCGGUGUUCUCUUGGUGGUUGGGUGGAGCUUCUUGAGUAUGUUCUCGCUUGUUUUUCCAGUGAAGUGCAAUCGGAAAAUAAGAAAGGGCUUUUGUUGUUAACGGUAAUACCGGUGGAUGUUGCGAAUGAGAGAGCAUUUUGGUUGAAUCAAGGGAAUUUUGAUCUUGUGUUUGGGAGUAUCUUGGAAUGGACUUAUCGGGAUAAGGAAUUGAAGGGAUUGGCAUACAAUGCAUCAAUUUCGUUGAUGUUAUUGUCGCAGGAGCUUAAGAGAACAGAUGUAUGCGAUUUUCUGUUGCCGAAUUUGUUGAGUAUUAUCGAUGAACAUGGGGAAGAAGAGGUUUUGGUGGAUAGGGUUAAGCGUUUGGGCGAUUUAGUUACGUUGGAUGAUGAUGGAAAGAUCUUUGCGGGGGUACAUCGUGAAGUGUUUUGGUGCAUGAUUCGUGCAGUGGAGAUAGAAGCUGCGAGCGAAGAGGUGAUGUGUGAGGCGAUAGUUGUUAUCAAGGAGUUUGAUACGGUGGAUGUGGAGACGAUGGAAAGUGUGAUUGGGAAUCUUUCUCUGGAGGAAGUGAAGAGGGUAUUUGCGGUUGCUAUGAAGAUGCUAUCGUGUGUUAUUGAUGAUCCUCUUUGGUAUGAUGUGGAUGAUAAGAAUUGUACAGAAGCGGGGUUUUCCGAUGCUUUCCAUCGUGGACAGUUCUUGUUCAAUUUCCUCUCUUUAGAUGGGGAUGAAUAUGUGUUUGUUCCCACUGCAAUUGGGAUGAUAACAACGAAAUAUGCAUCGAAUGUUGAUUGGCGGUUACGUCAUGCAGCUAUGCUUGCCAUUGCUUCAAUUGCAGAGAAAAACCUCAACGAGAUGGACAUGAUGCUAUACUUUAACGAAGUUGCGAUACUGGUCCUUAAGUCACUGGAUGAGCCGAACCACCGAGUACUUUGGGCUACUAUGCAUGCAGUUAAGUGUUUGAGUGAAUGUAAGGAACUAUUAAUGCGUUCUCAAUAUCACAAGAAGUUCUUGGAGAAACUAGUUCCUGUCAUCAGGUGUAAUUCUUGUGCCCGUGUGCAGGUUGAAGCUAUUGAUACCCUGAAAUCGUUUGCAGUUUCAAUGCAGGAAAUUUUUCGCCAAAAUCAUUACGAUACAACAAUGGAAGCAUUGAAAGCUAUUUUGUCCAAUAAGUAUAGUUUACCCAAAUUGUUGCUCUGUGCCAAAUGUCAAGAAUGCAUGGUUUAUCUUGUUAGGAAAGUUGGGCCAGAUGAUUUCAAAGAGCAGGAAGCUGUUCAGGUGGUGGAAUCUCUAAUAUCACUUGAUGGAAAAUUGAGCAAUACAGAAUACUUAACAAAAUGUAUCAUUUUAAAGGCUUUGGAUCAAAUCUGUCAAUGCCCAAAAGUGAGUGUUGACAAAUUUAUAGAUAAAAUUAUGCCAAUGUUGAUUGCAUGCGCUCAGCCGCUUCUUGACUUAACAGGCGAGGAGACCAAUGAUGAUAGCCUAAGCAACGAGGACAAGCGUUUGGUUGAAACAAUGAGAGCCCGGGCUUGUAAUACAUUGUCACAUUGUGCUGUUCGGUCAUCUAUAAACUUUUCCCCCCACAUUGCCAAGGUCACUCCAAUGUUUAUACGUUUGCUUGGUUGUUCUAGUUCUGAAAUUCGCAAGGCUUCUAUUUUAGGUCUUCCAAAACUAUUACUCUCAGCUAUAUUAGGUGACAAAAGUAAUGACACUAAAAGAGAUACAACUUUCAUCAUUGUGCAAGCGCUGACUCAAGUGCUGAAGACGGAAACUGAUAGGGAUUUGUCUACAUUAGUAUUGAGGUUACUUGGCAGAUGCAUUGAGACCUCUAGUACAUUUUUCACUGAUCAAUUGAUCAAGAUUGUUACUGACGAGAUAAACGAUACAAUAAGAAGGAUUAUUAAAUUUGAAAUAGAGAAAGCACAAGAGUCGGGGAGAAGGAUUAUUAUAGAGAAAGCCCAAGAGGUGGGGACCUCGGAAGAUGUAUUUAGAUCUUUGUCAGUGCAAGAAACAAUUGAGGAAGUAGUCAACUUAACAGCAACAGCAAUUCACACAUUUGAAGACCAACUCAUGGUACCUGUUAAUGACCUCAUGUCAAAUGUUUCCGUGUUUUUGGCCCAUGACAAGCCAGAUAGAGUGAUAGCUUUUGCAAUUUCCAUUUUUAACGUUAUCUUGCCACUAUACCCAGACAAAUUGCCGCCGUAUCAUAACAAAUAUAUUUUUACCUCCUGUCAUGUUUUAGAGAAAAAUUAUCCUUGUGCGCAGCUGCAUGCUACACGGGCGUUUGGUAUCUGUGCUAUGUAUGGAGGAAAUCAAUUUAAAUUCUAUGCUAGUGCGGGUAUCUCAUAUCUAAGUAAAGUCAUCAGUAAAGGACUUUCAACUAGUGAACUAUAUGAUACCGCAGUUGCAGCUCUUGGAAAAAUCUGUGAAUUUCACCGUGACAAUACCGGCUCUAUGGUAGUUAAAAAAUGGUUAUACUUCUUGCCACUGAAGCAUGACUUAUAUAUGCACAUGGGCUGCUUUCUAAAUUGAUACAAAGGUCAGAUGAACACCUAUUUGGAAGUUAUAAUGAGAAUCUUCCCAAGAUUAUUUCGGUCGUAAAAGAAAUUUUAUCUGGACAUAACCGCCUGGGAACUGAGGAAGCUAUUAAUCAGAUGAUGGACUUCAUAGUUCAACAUGAGGGAAUGGAAAUUGGAACUGAGGAAGCAUCAAGCACUAUACCUUCCUCUAGUUAUUAGGCUUCAAUUGGAACUGAAGGAGGUGCAUGAUUUUUUGAUUUCAAAUUGAAUUGUACAAUAGAAAAAGAAAGGAAGAUUUCAAUCUUCCAUUGUGUAAAGGUACAGAAAGAUUUGUACAUACAAUUACGAAUAAUAUAACCACAUUUUUACAUGCAAAUAAUAAUAAUGGGCAAUAGCUUUUUUUUUUUUUU
Molecule: messenger RNA, 3607 nt
Organism: Medicago truncatula (barrel medic)
Lineage: Eukaryota; Viridiplantae; Streptophyta; Magnoliopsida; Fabales; Fabaceae
Product: importin-5
Exons: 19
Coding region: 88-3210 (1040 amino acids)
Biological process (GO): protein import into nucleus
Source: RefSeq, a predicted model, not a curated record